Molecule: messenger RNA, 2838 nt
Organism: Vicugna pacos (alpaca)
Lineage: Eukaryota; Metazoa; Chordata; Mammalia; Artiodactyla; Camelidae
Gene: LDLRAP1
Product: low density lipoprotein receptor adaptor protein 1
Cellular component (GO): early endosome
Source: RefSeq, a predicted model, not a curated record
CGGGCGGAGCGGCCAUGGACGCGCUCAAGUCUGCUGGUCGGGCGCUGAUCCGGAGCCCCAGCCUCGCCAAGCAGAGCUGGGGGGGCGGCGGCCGGCACCGGAAGCUGCCUGAGAACUGGACAGACACCCGGGAGACGCUGCUCGAGGGCAUGCUCUUCAGCCUCAAGUACCUGGGCAUGACACUGGUGGAGCAGCCCAAGGGCGAGGAGCUGUCGGCCGCCGCAGUCAAGAGGAUCGUGGCCACGGCCAAGGCCAGCGGGAAGAAACUACAGAAGGUGACUCUCAAGGUGUCACCACGGGGGAUCAUCCUGACUGACAACAUCACCAAGCAGCUCAUUGAGAACGUGUCCAUUUACAGAAUCUCCUACUGCACUGCAGACAAGAUGCAUGACAAAGUGUUUGCGUACAUCGCGCAGAGCCAGCACAAUGAGAAUCUUGAAUGCCAUGCCUUCCUCUGCAGCAAGCGGAAGAUGGCCCAAGCUGUCACCCUCACAGUAGCCCAGGCCUUCAAAGUCGCCUUUGAGCUUUGGCAGGUAUCCAAGGAAGAGAAGGAGAAGAGGGAGAAAGCCAGCCAAGAUGGAGGAGACGUCCUAGGUAGGGGCUGCCGAGACAGUGCCCCUUCACUGAAGAGCCUGGUCGCCACUGGGAACCUGCUGGACUUGGAAGAGAUGGCCAAGGCCCCACUGUCCACGGUCAGCGCUAACACCACUAACAUGGACGAGGCACCGCGGCCUCAAGCCUUAAACAGCAGCAGCGUUGUCGUGGGAGCUGGAUGAUGGCCUGGAUGAAGCAUUUUCAAGGCUGGCCCAGUCUCGGACGAACCCUCAGGUCCUGGACACCGGACUGACACCACAGGACAUUCAUUACGCCCAGUGCCUCUCGCCUGUCGACUGGGACAAGCCUGAUAGCAGUGGCACCGAGCCGGAUGACCACUUCAACUUCUGAGGGCCUGGGGCUGGCAGGACACGUGACAGACCAAAGCCACCCACGUCGGGGGCAGGGGCCAGCUAUAGGACCCCUAGCCACAUUCUUCCAUUCGACAGUGCUGUCAGCCUGCAGAUCAAAGCGGCAGCCAGUCAAGCAGAAGAAAGGAGAGGUUUUUCUUUUUUAACCCUGUUCUUUGAGAACUGAAAGAUGCCUUGAAUAUUUAUUCAGUGACUCCUGGUUCAACUCCGAAGCUGGUUUUGCAUCAGCACAAGCACAGUGUUAUAGCCAGCUUUCUGCCCUCUCUUGAGCGAGCUCUGCUCUGCUGUGGGUGUUGGGAUGGUAACCAAAGCAUUUCUUGUCCCUUUUCUCUAAGGACCCAGGUUUCCCUGGAGGCGCCCCUGCUCCUUACUGAAAGUAGUGGGAUCAUUCAUUUCUGUCAUCUUCUGAACACAGGAGGGCACCGCAGCCUCGGGAGAGGACUGCAUCCUCAAGCUUGCCUUCCGUGGGGGCCCCAGCGGGCCCAGGCUUGAGCCCCUGACCCCGGGGGCUCAGAGACGGAAGGGCAACCCCUGACCAAAGACAACACGUGGCUGGCACUUUAAAGCACACACAGCAGGUGUGGCCCCCGGGCUCCUCCAUGGUGCUGCAUUGCAUAGAACUUUCUUUCUGCCCUUCUUCCACGAGAAGGGGCCCAAAGUCCCCCUGGCAAGUCCCCAUCAGUGCUUGGAACCAGUGUAACUGGCUGCCCACAGACUCCCAGAGCCUGCCUGUGACAGUGGGGGUCAUCUGUGUGACUGCUGUCUGGUAGAGCUCCUCCCUUCUCCUUCCAUGCAGACGAGGUUUCCCCAAGUUUCUGUCCUUUCUGAGCCCCACCUCCCCAUUAUUCCCGAGAUAAUGCGUGAAACCUAACACCUGGAUUUGUUUAAGAAGUUGUUAUUGCCAUUUUAUAGAUGAGGAAACUGAGACCACAAGUGUGUAAGGGGUAGAGUCAAGAGUAGAACCCAGAUCUGAUGCCAAAGCUGCCUUCUCACCCACACCUUUCACCACUCACACUUCCUUUUUUCCUAGCUUUGUUGUCCUCCCAAGAACCAAAAAGCCCCAGCUAUUUUCUGACCAAAAUGUGUUUCAUAACAAACCAUCUGGUGCCUUUACACACAGAACUGGCAUGAGCCUGUAUGCCCUGCUGUCUCGCUGUUGAUUUCUGUGAAAAUGGAAGUGUUUGAAGUCUGCUAAUUCAGAGGGUGAAACAAAACCAAACUUCGUAAGCAUCACACUGUUCCUUCCUGAUGCUCAGACUCCGGGUCGGGGAUGUACCAGCAGCAGCCUGUCUUCAGCGUCUCCUUCCUUCCUCCCCCUUCACUACCCCCAGGGCUCCCAACAAAGCCACCAGCACCUUCUCCAUCUUCUGGUGCCUCCCAGGCCUGGCUUUACUGAGUUUAUGUCCCUGAUAGUGUUGGAGCAGGUCUCAUCAGCCCAGGAAGCAUACUGUUUCUUAGAAUCUACUUAUCUAAGCGUCUGAAUCAGAACAGAGGCAGAGUGCCUGGGUGAGGGGUGGGGUGGGAUUGUCUUUAUCAGAAUAGGGGAGUAGCUUCCUUUCCCUGGCCCAGCUCCUGCACCCCUGCUCCCGAUGCCAGACCUCCUUGGUGUCAGCCCCUAUAUUUGUCACGAGGCAGCAAGGGUUGAACCUGAAACAGGCUGCCCUUGGCACGAGGGUCCAGGAGCCCUGAGAAAGGCCAUGCUGUGUUUGUGUGAGUCACACUGUGGCCUUCAUCUGGUCUGUGACUGAUAACGGUCAGUGUGCUCCCAGUGCAUCUGCUGAUAAGUUUUGUUGUGCUUUACUUUGUGUUGUUAUUAAGGAAGUUCUAAUGAGGAAACAAAUAAAUAAUAAAUGUUCUCUUUUUGAAAUACAAA